Messenger RNA from Antechinus flavipes (yellow-footed antechinus), 4316 nucleotides. It is a transcript of the gene HAS3, whose product is annotated as hyaluronan synthase 3. Gene Ontology annotation, molecular function: hyaluronan synthase activity. The record is from RefSeq and is a predicted model, not a curated record. Lineage: Eukaryota; Metazoa; Chordata; Mammalia; Dasyuromorphia; Dasyuridae. The transcript has 3 exons. Gene Ontology annotation, biological process: hyaluronan biosynthetic process; extracellular matrix assembly. The coding region runs from base 519 to 2165 and encodes 548 amino acids.
UUUAAUCUUGCCCUCACUUAGGCUCCACACACAAAUGGCUGCCUUUAUAGGGUGCUCUGCCCUUUUUACAAGAGGCAUUUGCCCCUUCUCCUCCUCUCUUUCUGAGAUGACCUUCCAUUUACACUGCAUAGAUCUGCUUAUACAAUUAGUUGUCUGUCGUCUCCAUCACUAGUAUGUGAACUUUUCCAGGGCAGGGGUUUGGGAUCCCCAGAGCUUAGUGCACUGCCUGGCACAAAGAGGGGACUUACCAUCUGCUUCCAGUGGCCUGGCAGGGUCCUGUUGCUGGGAAGGCCAUGGCUAGUGGGUUGUUUUGAGCUGCAGUGCACUAAACACCAAGUGGCCACACGAGUCUGGCACCAACCAGCCUAAGAAGGGGUGAACCUAUGCUGAUUGGAAACAGCAGGGCAAAGCUCCCAUGCCCGUCAGUCCGGGAGCCUGGCUUGUGUUUCCAGUGGGUGGUGGAUCCAAUCCUAAAAAAUGUUGACUGACUUUCCCUUUGCUCUUUUUCCUCUGGAUAGAUGCCAGUCCACCUGAGCACAGCCCUGCGUGUAGUGGGCACCAGCCUCUUUGCCCUGGCAGUCCUGGGAGGAAUCCUGGCGGCGUAUGUGACUGGGUACCAGUUCAUCCACACAGAGAAGCACUACCUCUCCUUCGGCCUAUAUGGCGCCAUCCUGGGCCUGCACCUCCUCAUCCAGAGUCUUUUCGCCUUCUUGGAGCACCGGCGCAUGCGGCGAGGGGGGCGGCCCCUGAAGCUGGCCCCUUCCGUGGCUCUAUGCAUUGCUGCCUAUCAGGAGGACCCAGAUUACCUGCGCAAGUGCCUCCGCUCUGCCCAGCGCAUCUCCUUUCCCAACCUAAAGGUGGUGAUGGUGGUGGAUGGCAACAGGCAGGAGGACACUUACAUGCUGGACAUCUUCCAUGAGGUGCUGGGCUCCGAACAGACAGGCUGCUAUGUCUGGCAGAGCAACUUUCACGAUGUGGGAGAGGGAGAGACCGAGGACAGUCUGGAGGAGGGGAUAGGCCGCGUCCAGGAGGUGGUUCGGGGCAGCACCUUCUCCUGCAUCAUGCAGAAGUGGGGUGGCAAGCGGGAGGUGAUGUACACAGCCUUCAAGGCCCUCGGAGAGUCUGUGGACUACAUUCAGGUGUGCGAUUCGGACACAGUGCUGGAUCCAGCGUGUACUGUGGAGAUGCUUCGAGUUCUGGAGGAGGAUCCCCGAGUGGGUGGAGUCGGGGGAGAUGUCCAAAUCCUCAACAAAUAUGACUCCUGGAUUUCCUUCUUGAGUAGCGUGCGGUACUGGAUGGCCUUCAAUGUGGAAAGAGCCUGCCAGUCCUAUUUUGGUUGUGUUCAGUGCAUCAGUGGGCCCUUAGGCAUGUACCGGAACACCCUUCUUCAGCAGUUCCUAGAAGAUUGGUACCACCAGAAAUUUCUAGGCAGCAAGUGCAGCUUUGGAGAUGACCGGCACCUUACCAAUCGGGUUUUGAGCCUUGGUUACCAGACUAAGUAUACCGCACGCUCAAAGUGCCUCACAGAGACCCCUACAAAGUACCUCCGUUGGCUCAACCAACAGACUCGCUGGAGCAAGUCUUACUUUCGAGAGUGGCUCUACAACUCCCUGUGGUUCCAUAAACACCACCUCUGGAUGACUUAUGAGUCUGUGGUGACAGGUUUCUUUCCCUUCUUUCUUAUUGCUACCGUCAUCCAGUUGUUCUAUCGGGGCCGUGUCUGGAACAUCCUCCUCUUCUUGCUAACAGUGCAGCUUGUGGGCAUCAUCAAGGCUACCUAUGCUUGCUUCCUUCGGGGCAAUGCAGAAAUGAUAUUCAUGUCCCUUUAUUCUCUCCUUUACAUGUCCAGUCUCUUGCCAGCCAAGAUCUUUGCCAUUGCCACCAUCAACAAGUCUGGAUGGGGCACCUCAGGCCGAAAAACCAUUGUCGUGAACUUCAUUGGACUGAUUCCCGUGUCUAUUUGGGUGGCAGUCCUUCUGGGAGGGUUGGCCUACACAGCUUAUUGCCAGGACCUAUUCAGUGAGACAGAGCUGGCCUUCCUAGUAUCUGGGGCCAUCUUGUAUGCCUGCUACUGGGUAGCACUCCUUAUGCUGUACUUGGCCAUCAUUGCCCGACGCUGUGGAAGGAAACCUGAGCAAUACAGCUUAGCCUUUGCUGAAGUGUGACGGGCAAGGGCAGCUCUCUGAGCAACGUGGGAAAAGUGCAAUGGGCCAGGGAGGGGAAGGGGCAAACUUGACUCCUACCAGUUUAAGGAAAAGAAAUGGGGCGGGCGGGCGGGCGGGCUGUGUCCUUGUUUUAUUAACUGUCGUCCAAAGGACAAGUUUCAGUGCAAAGGAGUUUGACCUGCAGUAUGGCCUGGAGCAACCAUCCCAUUACACAGACCAUGGAUUCAAAUGAAACCGUCACUAGAUUCCUUGGACACUGAGGCUCCUGUACCUCUGCACUGACAAUGAUUCUGGAGAUUGUUUCCUUUCCCUGAAGCCCAGGAGUAAUCCAGAACCAAGUGUGCUGUGCACAUCUGAGAAUGGCCUCCAUUUAGCAGCAGCUUUUUGGUGAGUGAGCCAGCUCCGCCCACACUUCCAAUCGCUAGAUCCCUAUGAUUGUCCCAAGGAAGUGGACUGGCCUCUGGGUAUCAGGGAACAGGGUCUGAGAAUGGGGCUUUAGUUUGAAGAUCAAGUAUUCCUGAAUACCCAGAAAGUGACCAAACCAGCAGGGAUGAGAAACUUCCAGUAGCAGUUGAAGGUGAAUUUAUACCAGGAAGAGGGCACACAUGUCAGUCAUCUAUGUUCUUUUAGUAUACUACAGGCCACAGUAAAUUUUAGUCAUAUGAUGGAUGGAAUUCUUAAAUUUGGAGUUUGGGAUUAAGGCUUCCCAUGUGCAACAACUCAAGAAAUUAUAACACAAUCAUUUAAAGCUUAGGAAAUUAUGAAGUCUUCUAAAUCCAUGGGGUUUCUAAGUGAACCACUUCUCUUUCCUCCAUAGCACUGUUUAGUAUUUCAAGUGGCAGAAAAGUCUGCCCAAGACAGGUAGAUAACUGUUUGGGGUGACUGAGGGCAAGUAGAUGUUUAUGAAGCUGCUUAGACUUGAAUUUCAGGUCAACUCCAACAAGCUGUUGCUUAUUAUAUGAAAUCCAGCCUCCUGCCCUCCACUACAACCUGCUGUCUUAGAUUCUACUAUAGUUUACAGAUGCAAUUUUUGUCUCUUAGUUGUCACUUAUGCCCUUAAGUUUCUCCAUCUUAUCCCCUAGGCAUUUUUCAGUUUUCUCACAGCUAAAGUUUCAAAUUUUUCAGCUUUAUAUUUGCUUAUUUCUAGGCAACACAGAAUCAGGAAAUGGGGCGUUUCCAGUUCCUAAGGUUUUUUUUUUUCCUCACUUCUUUCUACAUCUCAUUGGCUGAAUCACCAUAAAUUGUAUACUCUCAAUUCUUGAGUUAACAUGAACUAGUUUAAACUCAUCUUUGGGACUUUGAGCAUCUCUUGUUUAUUAGCAAGACCACAAUAAUAUUCCUGACUUUAUUCUUCACUACUGAAUCAGUCUCUAAUACCCAAAAGGCAAAUUGGGGGGGGGAGGGGAAAAACCUCUAGGACACCUGUUGUUUCCUGCAAGAGAACGAAAUGUGCUCCAAAUGGCCACUGGGUCAACUUAUGGUGCUUUUCUUUUCAAACGAGUUUGUGUCUUGUGCGUGCUGCCAGCAGUUGCGGCAUCACAGCAGCUCUCUACUCCUCCUGGCAGGUAGACCAUCAUGGAUGAGGAAGAGGCCAGAGGUACCAGCUCUAGUUCAUUCCAAAGUUUUGCUUAUUAAUGAGUGAGCUUUUGAGCUAAAUAAUGGAGGAAAUCCAGCCAGCCAAUGCAAGGUUCAGAUGUAAAACUAAGGGCUUACUUUUCUCAAUUUUACCUAAAAAUGGUUAAGGAAAAAAUAGGUUUUUCCUAGCUGUCCUACUAUCAGAGUUCCUCCAAUCCUGCUACUGUUGCCAGAUUCCCAGAUAGAAAAGGAGCAGAGGUAGAUAAGUGGGCUCACAACUUUCAACCUCGACUGGUUUUUAUAAGUUAUUUUUUAUAUUUUCUGUAAAACACAAAACCAAACAUCAUCUGCUUUAUCCCUAUUUCGUGCAAGGGAAGAGAAUUUAUAUUAAUGAAAAAUUUGGUUUUUCUCUUAAAUCCCAUUUUAAUGAGGGUUUUUCUGAUCUUUUGUAAUUACUUAUUUCUACAAUGAUUUGUAAAUGUAUUUAUUUUUUACCUGCAUUUUUUUCACUUUUCAAAAAGGUCAAAGUUUUUAUACUAUGAUGUAUUUGUCAAAAUAAAAAUUUGCACACGAGAA